AUUUUUGAAGAGCAUCAUAAAUUUUUUUUAUAUUGACUAAAUUUUCCCAUAUAAUUUUUUUUUUUGUAGGUUUACCACGAACUAAAAUAAAAGCGUCUUGAUUAGUAUUUAUUGCGUCGGUUUCAGUACAAAUCUUUUUCAUAGUUUGCUCUAUCGGUAAAGGCAAAUGGAAUGUUUGACCUAUCAUUUUCGUUAAACGAUUAGAAUAAGGGAGAUUUUUAUUCGCGACUGUUCCUUUUUUUUGUAUUAUCUGGAAAGCAUGGAUCCUCUGAAUUAACAUUAAUUCGUAAAUAUUAAAAUUAGAAAUCUCAUUCAAUGCCUGGCCUACUUCGAGAUCAUUCAGAAUGCAAGAAGGAGGUAAUGAAUUUCUGCGAAAAAAAUCUAAACAAUAUUUGCAUACAUAGUCACUGUCAAUGACUUCGUAUCGAGUCUUCGUUCUCUUCAAUCCUAUUGUGCAAAUCUUGCCAUAUUGAAUUUAAGGCUAGAUCAAACAUUUUUGAAUAAUCUCUAACUUCUCUUUUAUAGCAAAGUUUUUUACAAGAUAUGCAAACGAAUUGUGUAGUGUCUAAAAAAUGCCGCAACAACGCCAAAAAUGCUGUUUUAUGAAUUUCUUUAAUUACAUCUUCGUCUAGGCAAAUCUCUUCGAUCUCACAGUCAAGUAUAGGUCCUUGUUUUCUAACUAUAUCUAAAAUAUGAUACAAAUAUUUUAAAUUUGCAGUACUUACUGCAUUCUCUAUUUUAGAAAUAUCACGAUAUGUUUGUUUUAUUGUGUAAAUUAAACGUUUGAUGUAACAAACAGAUAGAAAAUGUGGUGACAAAAUUUCACAUGCUAAAAAUAAUGAUUGACAUGAAUCGCCUAAAGAAGAAUAACAUCCUUGAAAGUGUCCCAACUUAUCGAUUGAAUGAGGAAUAAAAAAUUGCUUGAGGAAUCUUGGGAAAGUUUUCAAUUUUAUUGAACAUAGAAUUUUAAGAAGAUGCUUAUAAUUAUCGUAAAAGAGCUUGUUUUCUUUUUCUGUUGAUAUUUUAUCAUCAUUCGAAAUAAUUUUACAGUAUACACUACAGUUCCAAACUUUGUUUCUACUCUCCCUUAAUAAAGGAAGAAUAUUGGUUGUUUGACCAUUUACAUUCAAAGCAACAACUAUUUUUGACAAAUUCUCAAAAUUAUAGGUUGUAUCAGAAAAAUAAGGCUCUGUGGACAUAGUGUGUCUCGAUAAACCACAAAUAUUAGCCCAUUUUUCACGUAUUUUAGUUGUCGUUUUUCCUUGAAUACGCGAAUAAAAAUACUCUGAUUUUCCAUUUAAAAUUCUUACUGAAUUAUACAAUUUAUUGACAUAACGUUUUCUUUGAUAAAUAGACCAUUUGAAAAUUUUUUCUGCUUCAAGUCUUUUUUCUAAAUAUAUUUUACCGUCUAGUUCAUUGGAAAUAUUCCGAAUACAAACUUCGGAAUUCAAUCGAAAUUUCAUAUCAUUAUCUCUUUCGUUCAUUCGCCUGUACUUAGAUUUUAUUUUAUUAGCUAUUUUUAUUGUCGCAAAAGUUUUUUUUUUUUUUGAGAUAUCAAUUUUGUAUAUCUACUAUUCAAUAAUUUUCUUUUAUCAAAUCUUUCGAAUUUGUCUUCGUAUUCGUUAAUAUUUUUUUUACGGGAGUCAAAAUCUGAAUGAGAGCUAGUAAUUAUAUCUUGUAAUGAAUUAUCUAUUUCAAUAUUUUGUGACUGACGGUCAUCAGUGGUAGAAAAACUGCCACUACAAUUAAUUUCUGUUUUAUCUUUUUUCUUCAUUCUUUUAACAUUCUUUUUAAUAUCUAAAACAGUUGUGCUUCGUCGUUUCCUGUCGUCAUAAUUUUUAGCUUCUCUCCUCUUUAGUUGUUUUAAUGAUUGUAAAUUCACUUGUUUGUUAGAAUCAGAUAGAAAUGGAAAGUGAGUGAUAGUAUUCGUCUCGUAUAUUUUAAGCAAGUGAGUUCUUUGAGACCAAACAGAAUAAAUGUAGCGAAAGCGAUUGAAUAGGGACCACAGUCAUCGGAAUUCGGCUGCUGUUGAACUGCAAGAUAUACAAGGAAAGAUCUGCUUUCCCAAUCAUAGAAAGGAUACAAUUUUUGUAAAUAAAUUAAUUGAUCGUCAUCCAAAGUAUUAUAUCUUAAUGAAUCAUAAAUAAAUAUAUUUAUAGUCUUUAUAUAAAAAGGACAAACAUCAUCGGUCUUCCGGACAUUUGAUUGGUCGUUUUUCUUCUCACUCACUCUUAUAUAGUUUUUUGUUUAUUUCUAUUUUAUUUUAUUUAUUUCGUUAGCAACAAAAAAACAAAAAAAAAAGAGUGAAUGAGACGUAGUUUGUUUUUUUGUCGCUAACGAAAUAAAUCGAAUAAACAAAGAGUGAUCUUCGGAGGAUCAAAUGUCAAUGAAAUAAAUCGAUUCUUAUUUUAUAAAAAUCAGUUAAAAAAUUAUAUGGUUUUUAAAAAUAAAAUCGAAAUAGAUUAGCUGUAUGUAGAAGAAAAUCAAUAGGAAUACACCUCAAUUGUGUAAUCAUUUAUCAUUUUUCAAAACCUAUAACAUAAAAUAGAUCGGCUAUAAGCAAAAGGAAAUCUCAAGGAAUGCAUCUGACCUUGACUUACAGCUUUUUUUUUUUUUUUUAAUUUUAUUCAUUACAAGCUAGCAUGGAAUAGAUUUAGAUGAAUUAAAAAAGAAUUUAUCACCUGCGUUCAGAGGAAAAUCUGAGGACGUACACCUAUCCUCGACAUACCCCAAAAUUGAUUAGAUAAUAUAUAUGUAUUUUCAUAAUUGAAAAGAUUAUAUAAAGAAUUUGUUCUUUUAUUUUUUUGUAAAAUAAAGAAUAACUAAGUAACUAUCAAAACUAUAUCGUCAAAAUCGAUUAUAACACGUAAAUUACAAUAAAUAUUAGGUUAAAAAAUAUAGAUAUACAGGCGCGCGUAGCGCGCCAAUGUGCUCAUAUUAUAAAAAGUACAAAUCCAAUGAUUUCGUUUUGCACUGAAUAAAAUUUGAAUAAUUUUUCUAUAUUUAACAAUCGGAACUAUUUUAUGUAAAGAUUGUGAAUAUAAAGUAGAUUGCUGAUUAUAAAAAGAACAAUUUGCCAUAAUCUUUCCAAAGAGGUCCAUGUGAUUAUCAUUAAGUUGUUUGCCGAGAGAAAUAAUAUUUUUAUCAGCAAUAUCGAGAGUUACUGAUUGUUCUUUGAAUUUUUUUUUCGAUUUCAAUCGCUUUUGUAAAGGCUGGGAUGAAUUUUUUCAAGAAAUCUCAUUUGUUUCAACGAUAUCGAGAAUAGCUGAUUCAUUUUCAAAUUCCCUUUUUGAUUUCAAUCUAAUUUGUAAGGGCUGCGAUGAAUUGCUUAAAGAACACUUAGCUGAUUUAUUGAUAUCCGAAAAAGUAUGUAGUUGUUUUUUAUUUGCAACAUUGUUAUCUCCGCCAUUUGCUGAUAUUCUUGGGAAUUGGGUAAUCCUGCGAGUUUCAAAUAUAUGUAAUAAAUGUUGUCGCAUUCGCUUUGUAUCAUAUGGGUACUGCACCGUAUUUUCCGGAUCACCUCCAAAGCGAGAGUGACUGAAUUAGCAAUGGCAAAAGGACCACAAUCUUUUGAAAUAUUUUGUUGUUGAACCUUGUAAAUAAUAACAGUUUUGUUAACGAAAUCAUAGUAAGGAUAGAGUAAUUUAAACUUUCCUAAUAACUGAGGGUGCAAAACUCUAGGAUUCAUGGAAUCAUAUACAUGGAUAUGUUGUAAAUCAUAAAAAGUGCAAACCCAAUGACCUCCUUUCAUUUUCCACGCGUCUGCGUCAGAAGUUUUCAGAAGUGUGUAAGACAUGGAUAUGCUUUUUAUCUUUAGAAAUUGAAUCAAGAAAUGUUUUGAAAGAAAACUUCCAAGUAUCUCUAAACUCGUACCCCCAUUGCUUACUGAGCAGAUUACCAAAAACAUCGAUUUCGUCGUCGGUUAGCCAUCCAUCUCCAUUGGGAUCAUUAUCUCUUAUAAUUGAUUCAUUGUAUUUCAAUUGAGCCAUUAUUAUAUUUAUUUAUUAUUAUUUUAAAGAAUAUAUAUUAAACUGCUCGUGCAGAGUGAUAAAAGCUCGAUGAUUAUAGAGAAGAUGCAACUUACAAAAAGUGAUGAUAAACGACUCACGCAGAGUGACGAAAACUCUAAAAUAUGAGUUACAAGAUUCGACCUACGAAAAGUGUCAAUAAACGACUCACACAGAGUGACAAAAACUCCAAAAAAGAGUUGUAAGACUCGACUUACGAAAAGGGUCAAUAAACGACUCACGCAGAGUGACAAAAACUCUAAAAAAAGAGUUGCAGGACUCGACUUACAGAAAGUGAUAAUAAACGACUCACACAGAGUGACAAUAGUUUCAAAAAACGGUUUUUAUGACACAGAUAUUACAAAAAAAAACGAUAAAAGAUUAACAAAUUCCGCAAAGUAAUGCUAAAUAUUCUAUGUACGUAAAAUUUCGCAGAUUAUUUGUGCCUGCUGAAAAAUGAAAAAGGAUAAGGUUAUAAGGAUAAAAAAAAAAUAUAAUACACAUAAAAAAUAUCACUGAACUUUAAGAACAAAUAACAACUAACACUUAUAUUUAUGAUUAGUAAUAAAAUGAAAUAAUUUCUUUUCCACGGGGAAAAAAAAGAGGUUAGAACGGAUAAAUGACAAAGAAAAAAAAAAAAAAAAAUAGCCUAAAGAUGAAUAAUAAAUACAAACAGAAGAAUAUAUAUUAAUUGACUAAACACUGAACUUAAAUAGAUAAACAAAUAACUAAUAGUUAACUAUUAAGCAGUAUGUAGUAACAAAUUAUUAUGUAUCCAACGCUAUAGUCGUAACUUCAGUAUUGUCAGAGUACAACAAAAAAGAUCUGACAGGUUAUGCAUUAGUAGUGAGUCCCGUUCAGUGUAGGGCAGUGUUGGGUAAAUGACCGAGUUUUAGGUUUAAUACUUUCAUACCGGUAUGAAAGUAUUCAACUGGUAUGAAAAUAUGAAACUCAGGAACGUCAAAAUUGGCAUCAAAAUUGUCUACCAUUCCAGCACCCGUAUUCAGAGGAUGUUCUCAUUAGGGCGUUUUUUUUCGAUGGUGGCGUUUGUGAAGCUUUUCUAUAUGAAAUCUAUAUAAGGGAAAUUUUAAAAGCGCCAUCAGCGGCGAAAAGAAGCCCAAAAUUGUAAAAAAUUUGCCUUGUGAAUUGGACUGCCGCAUCAAUCUCUCAGCUGUCAAAUUUUUGUUGAUAUAUGAAUAAAUAUAAAAUAGAGUGAACAAAUAAUAUGAACAAUAUUUGAAUAUGAAAACAACAAUAACAAUGUGUAUAUAAUAAAAAAAAUUUAAUAAAAAUAAAAAGCUAUAAGAAAAAUGGCUAAGGAAUGGAUGUUUCUUACCAAUUACUUUUCAAUAAAUUAAUUUAGGCAGAGAAAUAAACUGGCAAGCAACAUCCUUUCCUUAGUCCUUUUAUAUUUAUAUAAUAAUAAGUAAUUAGUGAUAUUAUAGUUCCAUGCCAAAGUCUAUUUAUUACCAGGAGUAUAAUAAUAAUAGCUAGAUGAUUCUCAGUUAUUACUAAAAAAUUCAGUUAUUUCUGGUAAUAAUUUGACUGUAGCAUAGAAUUUCGGUCAAAAUGGGAUCGUGAGUCUGGAUUUUUUACCGGUUAUUAACCAGAUUUUUACCGUAUUUUUUAGCUGUUUUAACCCCCGAAAGUCGGAGCCACAAACCUGCGCCGACUCAUACUGCGCACCUUAUGUUCGUACUUUUUUUUUCAUUCCCUACUGCUACUUACAUUUAAUUUAUUAAUUUAUUUUGGGAUUAAUCAAUAACAAUCAAUAAAAUUUAUGCGCAGUACGAUCAUUAUUAGGACAAGCAUGUUUACAUACAGCAGUUUGACAAACCACGCAGAGUUUAGGUGUGUUCGUUCACUAUUCACACCGAGCGUAUGCAAGGAAGCGCUAGAGUCGUGCGGUCAUUUGGAAAAACUUUAGUAACUAAAAUUUACCAACGCAUUCGUUAUUCUUAAUCAUUGGGUUUAUUUUCUGAAUUUAAUAAUUUUUUCCAAGACACAAGAACAAAUUGCCAAUUAAUAAUGAAGAAAGAGAGCGGAAAAACUAGAAAAAACAAAUAACAAUAAAGAAAUAGUAAAUUUUAGUUACUUAAGUUUCUCCAAAUGACCGCAAGACUCUAGCGCUUCUUUGCAUACACUCCAUGCAUACGCUUGGUGUGAAUAGCGUGAAUAGUGAACGAACACACCUUUUGUAUGUAAUUAUUUCAGGUCAUUCAAAGAAAUCCGGCAUUUUCGAGCAUUAUUCAAUAAAAAAACUACUAACAAUAGCGAUAGUGGAAAAGUAGACUAUGGAGCAGCAGUCCAAUUCACAGGGCAAAUUUUUUACAAUUUAGAGUUUUUUUUGGCCGCUGAUGGCACUUGUAAAAUUUGUUUUUAUAUAGAUUUUACAUACAAAAGCUUCACAAGCGCCGUGAGUAGUGAAAUAAAGCCCUAAAUUGUAAUGCCCUGUAAAUUGGACUGCAGUGUUGGGUUGGUAUAAUACCACGGUUGUUUUUAUCUUAUGUAUGAUACUUAAGUAUGAAACUUUUUUCCAACGCUGCUGUGAACUUGCUUUAUACCCAACUCUACGCAUAAAACCGUUCUACCUCAACUGCAUGUGUCACGUGUAAUUAAGACAAUUUGAAACCAACGAGUAAGAAAAAAACAUUGAAAAUACUGAAAGAAAAUAUGGAUGAAAUACAAAAUGAUAAAGAAAUGUUAUCAGUAAGUACAAAUAAAUUAAUAAUUAAAUGUAUUGAAUUAAAACUUUGGUGAUACAACUUUAUUUAAGUCCCAUAGUUUUUUAAAGAUUUUUGGUUAUAAUAUAUAAAAAAGCGAUAAUAAUAAAAAUAGUAAUGAACUAGUAAUAGAACAAAAUAAGUAAACAAUGAUACAUUUAUUUCAAUAUCUGAUCACCAGGACGCAGAAAUAAGAGCUGAAGAACAAAAAUUGAUAGAAGAACGUGAACUGAAGAGAACAAACGCACAAGUCAAAAAGAUAAUUUGAAAAAAGCCUAUGAGGAUCUGGCACGUCAAAAACUAGCUCUUGACGAACAAGCAUUGGCUGCAGGAAUGCAAUACCUGAAUGUUGAAAAUGACGUUUCAUUAUCGAAUUUAUUUCCUGAUAAUAAUAAAGAAGAAAAUGUUUCAAUAGUAUAUCAGAAUUGUGAUCAAAGUGAAAAAAAAAGUAGUCAAAAUGAUAAAGCUGGUACUCAACAUGUUUCUGAUAGAAAAAACCAUCGUGGAAGUGGUGGUGGUGGUGGUGCACAUAAUUUUAGUGAAACUCAACGUGGUGGACAUGUUUCUGAUCAGCGUGGUAGAGAUGGUGGUGGUGGUGGUGGUGGUGGAUACAAUUCUGGUCGAAAUUAUCGUGGUGGUUAUGAUAAUCAUCAAAAUGAACGUGGUGGUAAUACUUCUGGUCAAAACCAACAAAUACUGGUCGAAAUUAUAAUCAUCGUGGUAGAGAUGCUGGACAACAACGAGGUAACAAUGGUGUUGACAAACGUAAAGGUUCACUCAGUGAUAAAAGAUUGGUACGUAAACUUCAACACGAGAUUAUCCAGAUGAAAAAAAAACACAGAAUGUCAACAAGAUCAUUAAUAUUCAUUAAAUAAUUCCAACUCUAUUAAAAAAAAAUUUUAUUAAAAAAACUCUUGACCACUUAGUCAAAAAUUAAUAAAUUGACUUGAAAUUCAAAAAACUUAUUUAUUCUUAUUGUUCAAUUUUCUUUCUUUAUUGUGUUAUGCCGAUGGAAAAUUCAAUUGGUCUAAUUUCGAAUGAAAAAAGAGUCAGAGAAUGUUCGAAAUUGAGUAUUUUGUCAGUGUCAUUAUCGUUUAGCAGUAUAUCAAGAAAUUUCAUACAAGUUUUCAGAUAUGUUUAUCGAUUAUUUACUGAGUUAUUAAUUUAAAAAAAAUAGCGCGUUUGUAUUCAUCUAGAUAUCUGAACGCGCGAACAUAGGCACUCACGAGAGAAAGGGCUGACAAUCACGCAUAUAUAGCUCUUACGGCGGGAAGGUGAAUGUUUGCAGGGGUCGUCAAAAAUGACUUUAUCCAAAAUUUUAUCGAGAAAAAGUGUUAGUCUUGAUGUGAACAACUUACCAAAUGCAUUUUUGUUGAAAUUAAAAGCCAGCACACUUCUGCUAACUCUAUAUUAUGUAAAAUAAAAUUGAGAAAAUUUCCUAAGUCCAGAUUAAUAGUGACAACAUUAUAAAAUUAAAAACAUAAAAUAUGAAGUCCAGAUAAUAUAUGAGGAUGCUUUUAAGUCAUUCAUUAUCAUUAUUAUCAGAAACAGACGUAAUUAUGAAGAAUCAUGAAUAUAAAUUUAAAUGAAUUGAUUUUUGUACAUCAAAAAGUAAAUGCAAUCGAUAAUAUUUACAUCCUAGCAGUAUGUCAUAUAGUAGCAUGGUGAUUGGUUGAAAGUGUGACAAAACUUUUACUUUUAUCAAAGCGAUUCUGAGAAAACGGCCCAACUUCCGCCAUAUGUUAUUCUAUUGAUGCUAAUAGUUGAAAGCCUUUUGAUAUGUCAUGAAUCAUGAUUAAUGAAUAAUAAUUAUAUUAUGAAUAAUCCCAAUGUAAAAAGCACAGUUGUCCUCGCUUAUUCUUGCUUUUCUUUCUCACUUCAAUCAUUGCUGUCUCACACAUUGAAAUUCGGUCGAGUUCGUCAUCUGUCGUCGUCAUUCGGUUUGUACAUUGAAAUUUGAUCAAGUUCGUCAGCUAUCGUCAUUAUUCGGUAUAUCUCUGUCCUCUAUUCCAAGCAUCACGAUCACUCCACUCAACUGCACUCAACUCUACAGUCAACCACUCGAACCGGCAAUUAAAUAUCACAGCCAUCUUUCAUUUAUUAGCGUCGUCCGUCGAGCGUUCACAAAGCGUCUGAAAAUUUUAUUGUUUAAUUAUCAAAAUCAAAUUCAGUUACAAAAUACACUUAUUGUAUUUGAUGUUCAAUAUUUAUAAUUAAUUAUUUUUAAAUAAAAAAAUAUUAUUAGUGCCAUCAAGUGAAUAUUAAUCAUAAUAUAAUUGUGAUAUUGAUCAAAGCAUUUUUGGCGCGCCAUUAUUGAGUGGCAUCCGGCGUCUAACCAAAAAAAAAAAAAAAAAAAAACCCAUUAAAUUAUCAUUGUUAAAUUUGUUUGUGAUAAUGAAAUUAUUAAAUUAUUAAGCUUCAAUUUAUUAUAAAAAAAAAACGUUGACUUAAAAAUCAAAUUAGUGAAAAAAAUAAUUUUUUUGUUUCCAAGCACGUGGUAACAACGAGAGUGUUGAAUAAUUUAAAAAAAAAUAAUGGCCGAAUUUGAAUUCACAUCAAAUGAAGAAAUUGCUGCAUUUCAACCUGGUGAACGUAAUGUGUAAGUAUUUUUGUAUAUAUAUAUAUUUUAUCAAUAAAUAAUUGAUUAUCUUUCAAAUUUAUUCAUUGUUGUAUUUUUUAUCAUUUUGAAAUUUUUUAUUCAUUGUUGUAAUUAUUAUUAUCUUAUAAUUUUCAGUGACUUGACUGGCUUUGUCGAUGCAAUUGAUGGGUUAAAGACCGUUCGAACCGCUCAAGGUCAUGUCUACAAGUUUAUCUUGAACAAUGAUCAAUCCACCAGGAUGCGGGUUCUUAUCUGGGGCAUCAUCAGAUGCAUUCGGUAAUCGAAUUAAUUGAAGGAACUUUGAAAAUAUCACAUGCUUCUUAUCGUGACCCUGCUCUACAUGUGAUGGAAUAUCAUGUACAGCCAAGCACUGCAGUAUCAAUUUUGGGUACUUAUAUGCCUGGUAAUCAUCAACCAAUUGCAGCAAUUCACAGACCAAUUGAAAUGUCACACGUACUGUUUGAAGAAGGGCAACUAGAAAUUAAUUGUCACAUCAGAACACCGUUUCGUGUUGUCCAAUUCAACAGAUCACAAUGUGGCCAAGGACAAGUAACAGACGGUUAUUAUCGUCUUACUGUUAAUAUUGCUGCAUACACUCCAAAUGACAAUUUAACAAUUGGUACUGCCAUAACAAUGCAUGGUGAAAUGAUACGUGAACCACCAUAUUUUUCUGUUGCAACAACAGAUAACAUUUUCAUGGGUGCAGAUAAUCCAUUAACCAGAGAGGCAACACGUCGAGGUUUUAACGCAAUUAGUACAGCAAGGCGUCGACUUGCUGAUGAUCAAGUUGUUGUACCACGUGUUGCUAUAAAUGUAAUUGAAGCUUCAAAUAUAAAUGUUGUGCCAGCAGCAGCUUCAAUAAUUCCAAUUCAAGCUGCUGAUGUCCAUGUUGCUCCAGCAGAUGGUGGUAUUGUUCCAGUUCAAGUUGCAAAUAAUCAUGCUACACCAGGUGGUGGUAUUGUUUCAGUUGAAAUUGCAAAUGAUCAUGCUGCACCAGCCGGUGGUGCUAUUGUUCCAGUUCAAGUUGCAAAUCAUCAUGCUGCACCAGCAGGUGGUGCUAUUGUUCCAGUUGAAGUUGCAAAUGGUCAUGUUGCACCAGGUGGUGCUGUUAUUGGUCCAGUUCAAGCUGCAAAUCGUCAUGUUGCACCAAGAGGUGCUGUUAUUGGUCCAGUUCAAGCUGCAAAUCGUCAUGCUGCACCAGGUGGUGCUACUAUUCCAGUUUAAGUUGCAAAUCAUCAUGCUGCACCAGCAAGUGGUGCUAUUGUUCCAGUUUAAGUUGCAAAUGGUAAUAUUGCACCAAGAGGUGCUGUUAUUGGUCCAGUUCAAGCUGCUGACGUUCAUGUUGCACCAAGAGGUAAUAAUGCUAUGAAUCCAAUACAGGUUUUACCUGAACCACAGGCUAUUAAUGGUAAUACUGGGCGUCCAUAAGCCCAGUUUUAUUUUACUAACAAAACCAGUCAUUCACAUCAGUCAUUCGACUUUUUCACUUGAUAAUAUAUAAGUUUUAUUGUGAUAAAAAAGUUUUUUUUUAUUUUUAUUAUCACUGAAUAAUGAAUAUAAAUAUUAAAAAUCAUCAGCUAGCCUGAUAUAAAAAUGUCAUGGUACUAAUGUAAUUUACGUGUAGUUUAAUUAAAAAAAAAAAAAAAUAGUACAAACUAUUAUUAUGUAUCAUUAAGCUAUUAUUACGUGUCAUUUAAUCAUUUAAUUAAAAAAAAAAAAAAAAGCUCAAUAUUUCUUAUGUUAAUAGAUUUAUUGAUAAUGACUGAUUAAUAUAUUAUUAUAUUUAAAAAAUUAUUACAGUUAGUUUUGCUAAAAUGAAUGAUUAGUAAUUAAGAAUGACUAAAAUGGUGCUUCAUAUUUGUUUAAAAAAAAAAAUGACUAGAUUUGAAUAUUAUAUUAACAUUCGAUUUGUUGUAAUAAUAAUAUGAUCAUAUUAUCAAAAAUGAGUGAUAUGAUUGUAAUGAUAAUGAUACCAAAAUAUUAAAAUAUAAAAAUAUAAACAUUUAUCAUAAAUGUUGAUUCUUAACUGGUCUCAUGAAAAAAAAAAUCAUUUAAUGAUAGAUUUCAUCAACAUAAAUGAUUGUUUGUGUCGUGUUACUCUAGAUUUAUUUGUUAAAAGAGAAGUGACUAAAAUAGCAUGUUAUGUUAACAUUAAAUUUAUUGUAAUAAUUAUUUAAUAUCAAAAAUGAAUGAUGUUAUGAUUUUUAAAAGAAACAUAAAUUACUUAUAAAAUUGAAUUUUGACUGGUUUCAUUUUCAUUUAAAAAACAAAAACUUAUGACUGAUUUUAUUAAUAAUAAAUAUUUGUGUGUUUCAAUAAAUAAAAAAAUGGUGCUUGACCAAAACGUUUUCGUUUAAUUUAUUAUUAUUAAUAUUUUUGAUUUUAUUCCCUAUCCGAUUUUAUUUUAUUAUAUAAACCAACGAUAUUUUUAAAUAGAGAAACGACUUAAUUGGUUUUUUAUAGUUACCACCAAUUUAUUUUUAUUAAUUCAUCAAAAUGAGGGAUAUCAUGAUAAAUAGGGAUAUCACAAAAAUAUCUUUAUUGAAUGAAUGAAUAAAAAAAAAAAAAAAUAAC
Messenger RNA from Aphidius gifuensis, 11903 nucleotides. RefSeq lists its product as uncharacterized. The record is from RefSeq and is a predicted model, not a curated record. The transcript is spliced from 3 exons. The coding region runs from base 9597 to 10553 and encodes 318 amino acids. NCBI's taxonomy places the organism in Eukaryota, Metazoa, Arthropoda, Insecta, Hymenoptera, Braconidae.